This is a messenger RNA of Phascolarctos cinereus (koala), 1916 nucleotides long. RefSeq names its product monoacylglycerol O-acyltransferase 3 (gene MOGAT3). Gene Ontology annotation, molecular function: diacylglycerol O-acyltransferase activity. Gene Ontology annotation, cellular component: endoplasmic reticulum membrane. Lineage: Eukaryota; Metazoa; Chordata; Mammalia; Diprotodontia; Phascolarctidae. The record is from RefSeq and is a predicted model, not a curated record. Gene Ontology annotation, biological process: triglyceride biosynthetic process.
AUGAAGACCUUGAAGAAGCAGAGAAUAGAAAAAGUCAGCGUUUAUCAAUUUUUACUCAACUACCUCUUCAUGGGCCUCUUCUUCUCCCUUCUCCUCUUCUUUCUCCUCUUUACGUCGUUCUGGUUUCUCUCCGUUCUUUACGUGGUGUGGCUUUAUCUAGAUUGGGAUACACCAGAGAGAGGCGGUCGGCGCUUGGAAUGGAUGAGGAAGUGUAAGGUUUGAGAACAUUUUAGAGAUUACUUUCCCAUCAAGCUGGUGAAGACAGCAGAACUGCCCCCAGACAGAAACUAUGUGCUGGGCUCACACCCUCAUGGGAUCAUAUGCGCUGGAGCUUUUUGUAAUUUUGGCACCGAGAGCACUGGCUUUUCCCGUCAAUUCCCGGGUCUUCGGCCUUUGCUGUGUGGACUGGCGUGCCUCUUUCGAGUCCCGGCAUACCGGGACUACCUCAUGAGCUUUGGGAUAUGCUCAGUGAGCCGUCAUAGCCUGGACUUCUUGCUGUCGCGGCCCCAGCUUGGCCAGGCUGUGGUCAUCGUGGUCGGGGGUGCUGAAGAGGCAUUGUACUCGGUCCCUGGAGAGCAUUGCCUCAAACUACUGAAUCGGAAGGGGUUCGUGCAUUUGGCCCUGAGGCAUGGAGCCUCCCUGGUUCCUGUGUAUUCCUUUGGGGAGAAUGACAUCUUCAUGCAAGCAUCAUUUAUGAUAGGGUCCUGGCAGAGGGCUUUGCAGGAAGCCUUCAAGAGAUUUACCAGCUUUCCUCCCUGCAUAUUCUGGGGCUCUGGUCUCUUCUUCCCCUGGGGGCUGUUACCCUUCCCUGUGCCUAUUACCACUGUAGUGGGUCGCCCUAUCCCAGUCCCCCAUCAUCCUAAUCCAAGCCAAGAAGAGGUUGACUGGUACCACAGGCUCUACAUGGAGGCCAUAGAACAGUUUGAGGAACACAAAGAAAGCUGUGGAGUCUCUCCUUCUACCCAUCUCACUUUUGUCUGAAGCUCUACCCUUGUGUCACCACCACCCACUACCUCAGCUCUAUACAUUUCCCUAUCCUAGCCCUAGCCCUUUGCAGUACCAACAGGUGUGACCCUCAGAAGUGGAUUGAGACCUGCCCCUGCUUAGAAAACAUGCCUUCUCCCUCUAAUAAAUAGUCUUCCCUCCUCAGCACUCUUCCCUCACUCUGGUCACAUGGAGGAAUAAAUCAAGUAUAAAAUGAGCACCUACUAUGUUACUACUUUAGCUGUGAUUGGCCUAGAUAGAACAUAGGAAUGCCAUCUACCCAGGAGCUAAGAAGCAAUUAGAAAGCUCUAUAUAAAAUGGUGUGAAAUUGAGUGCUAGUCUGUGGGGGAUCAGUAAAGAUUAGAGCCCUCGGGAAAGCCAUCUUGUGAGAUGUGGGACCUGAUCUGGAUUUUGACAGCAUUAGAUAGGUAGAAUCUGGCUAUUCUGAGACCUUCCAAGAUUUAGGUGGAGCUGGGGUAGAGAGAGGAGGGGGAAAAUAUAAAUCUUUAUUGUCUGGGAAGUAAACUUUGUUAGCUAUGGGGGCAGCCUGACAAAGGAAAGCUUUGUUGCCCCCUGGGUAAUAGCAAGAAAUAAAGUUGGUUGUGUAGGGUGGGGUCAGAUUACUUACUUGGAUACUUGGCCAGAGGAAAAGGGAAAGGACUGGCUAUGCUGAAUUUGCCUCUCCCCUUGGAUGAGGUAUUAGAAAUUCCUUGGAAAGGUAGAGGGAGCAGACAGUAUUUGUUCCUAGGAUGGGAGAAUGAUAAAAUUAGAAAGGACCUUAGGAAAAAAAAUCCAGUCUAGUUUUUUCAUUUUACAGAUGGAAACUUCAUUUAGCCUGACAUUCAAGGCUACAUCGUCUGACAGUAACCUAUUUUAUGUCCUACCUUAUCUAUCAGCCUUAUCUCCUUUGUCCUAUACAUAAUUGUACAUUU